CACUUCUCGAGGAAGGAGAAAGUCGAUAACCAACUGGCUAAUGCUACGACACAACGCUAUAUACACUCUAAAGUUAUAACAAACGAGAAAUUCAUGUUCGAUAUAUCUCUGAAUAAUAAAGUUCGAUCACGGUCGAUUAUCCGAUAUCGGCUGCAAAUAGCGGCAAAUUUGUUUGUUUGUGUUUUUUAUUUUUUUUUGUUUUUCAACUAUUAAGUAUUAUUGGUUUUAAAUAUUUACACAAUAUACAGGAAAACAAGUAUUCUACAAGUAAUAAAAAUAAAAAUAAAUAAUUUUAACUGAAUAUGGCCGGUGUUAAGCCAAUAAUAUCAUAUGAGGUGAUAGCAACUGACAACGAGCAAGAGGAAAAUAAUGAAGUACAGUUGGCUUACAGCAUGGAAGAAAAACAUACUUACACUUAUAAAAAACUCGUUGUACCUAUGUCAAUGAGAAGUCAGUACUGGAGAUAUUUUGGUUUUCCAGCAACUAAAGAAGGUGAGAUCUUGACUAAAAUAAAAAUAGUCUGUAUAUUAUGUCGUACGCAAAUUGCUUACAACCGUAACACCAGUAACCUGCGUAUGCAUUUACAAAAUAAACAUUCAUCGGAGCUGAUGGAGUUGGAGGCUAACAGGCCUCCCAAACAGCAGUUCGUUCAGCAGAACAUGAAAGAGAGAAGAGCGCAGAAAAAAUUGUUAAAGUCGACGACGUAUAUUCAUACAACUAACAUUGAUGGUACUGUACAGAUUGAUGGUGAUUUACAGUAUGUUACUGACCCGAAUGUUAGUUUUGCUAGUUUAGAAGACGACCUCAGCCUUGAAACACCGCUCAGGAUAGCAAUGAAAAAUGCGUCUACUAGUAAAGAUCAACAGCAACAGCAGCAGUUGUCUUAUGUUAUUUCAGAUGACGGCGAUAUACAGCACGCUGAAAACAGAGAUAUGAAUAAUUUAAUGACCGAGGUAGCUGUGAUGGAUAUGCAGUUACCAAAUUUUGUAGAGGGACUUGGAUUUUCAAGGUUUAUGUCUAUGCUUAGUUCAUCGUAUGACAUUCCCAGUAAAAGCAAACUCGAAACGGAAUUAAUACCCAACAUGUAUAACAAGUAUAAAAAUUACUUAGUUAAUGUUUUAAAUAAAGUUUCAACAGACAUAGGAUUGACUAUAGAAGAGUGGAAGUCAAGCAAUGAUGAGUAUUUUAUAACUAUCUCGAUGUUUUAUCAGAAUUCAGAAGAGGCUGUAAUGGAAACAAAAGUACUAACGACAGUACAUGCCCCCAGAGAAUGGGGUACUGGUCAGUGGGACAAUUUUAUUGAAUUAUUUUUGUACGAAUGGAACUUGACGCAAGAAAAAAUAACUGCUAUUGUUGUUGCGACGACUCUUCAAGAUUUACUCAAUGCUUUAACCAGUCGAGGGUUUAUUUUGAUACCUUGUUUGCUGUAUACGUUACAAGAGUGUGCUCAAGAAUGCUUUGAGCACCCUAGAGUCAAAGAGAUCUUGGUGGCUUGUCGAAUAAUUGUAGGAGUUAUGACUGCAAAAACUGGUGGUGGUGAAAAAGAGAGUUUAGAAGAACAAGAAACGUAUUAUGAGCAAGUUGACGAAAAUACAUUGUUGAUGGAUUACCCGGGAAUUUGGACGUCAACACAUAAUAUGCUGCAGCAAAUAAUAGCCAAGAGAAACUACAUUGAGACAUUGCUAGUGUCUAAAAGUGAAUCGGAAGGCGGUGAACUUGAUUGGACGGGCAUAAAGCUUGCUCCUGAAGAUUGGAGUACAAUGGAAGAUCUUGUAAUGGCUCUUGAGCCAUUAAAAGUUAUAAUAUUGACACUAGUUGAAGAAAGAAUUCCUAUGAUUUCACUUUUGAAACCUAUUUUAUGGCAACUUGAGUCGGUUCAUUUGGGUACAAAGCCAUCAGACAGUAGCCUAGUAAGAGGUUUUAAAUAUCAAAUUAGUCAAAAGCUGAAUGAACGCUAUGAAAGCGGUGAAAUAAUAAAUAUGCUGCAAAUUGCCACUACUUUGGAUCCAAGAUUUAAACAGCUACCGUACGCUAGUGAAGAAGAAAAAGCUGAAUCAAUGAAAGAAAUUAAAGAAACGAUAAAAAAAUAUAUUCAUGAUGAUGAGAGAAAAUCUGCGAGUAAAGAACCGGCUAAUAAAAAGAGUAGAUUAUCUGGCAUGGAGAACCUUUUCAAAGAUUUUAAUUCAAAGAAAACGCGAACGACGAUUUCGGAUAAAGCAGAGUUAGAGAUGGUACAGUAUCAAGGUGAAUCUGGCGAACCAUUAGGAUCAUGUCCAAUUGAGUGGUGGACAAAGUUAUCCGCCAAGUGUCCAUAUCUCUAUAAACUCGCAACACAUUACAAUUGUGUACCAGUUUGUUGUGCCCCGUCAACACGCAUUCAUCCAGACGCACAAAUUGUUUAUAAUUUAAAACGCGCGGCUAUACCAACUUAUCUUGUUGACAAGUUGAUUUUUCUUAAUUGCAAUUACACCGUUAGCCCAAGUGUUUGAUUCAUUUUAUAUACUCUUAAAUAUAUUCUUAAGAAAUCUUUUUAUAAGUUAAAUGAUUGAGUAUCUUAUUCAAUGAUUGAUUUAUAAUUUUUUUUUUUUUUUUUUUUUUUUUUUAAUUUGAAAAUGUUUAUUCGUAUUCAAGUCUUUGUUCCUAUACGUAUGUUUAUAAUCAAUGUAAUUUAUGUUUAUGUAUUUGUUCGCAUUUGAUAAGUGAGUGCAACUAUUUUAUUUGUAAAUACUGGUAAGUUCAUAGAUUAAUCAUGAAUCGAUACAUUUUUUUGCUUGUACACGAGAUCUAUUUAAAUUUAAAGUCAAUGUUUUCAAUGAUCGCCUUUAUCUAAUCUUAUGAUAAGAUUAAAUUAUUAAUACAACAUUGUACAAAUAUAAAUUAUAGUUUUUAACAGUUUAAAUACUUGCUGUAAUUUGACUUAUGUCAAAAUUACGACACAUUAAUUCAACAUCAUUAUUAUACAACAUA
Messenger RNA from Cotesia glomerata, 2967 nucleotides. It is a transcript of the gene Dref, whose product is annotated as E3 SUMO-protein ligase ZBED1. Gene Ontology annotation, molecular function: DNA binding; protein dimerization activity. NCBI's taxonomy places the organism in Eukaryota, Metazoa, Arthropoda, Insecta, Hymenoptera, Braconidae. The record is from RefSeq and is a predicted model, not a curated record. The transcript is spliced from 6 exons. The coding region runs from base 303 to 2489 and encodes 728 amino acids.